CUUAGAUCUUGAUGAAGUAGUCAUUUGAGAGACAAGUAGGGUGUAGUUGAACUACCGUCUUGUUGUGUUGUUAGUUGAAAAUCUUCAGUUAGUGGUAGUGGAGUAAUUGAACUGGAAGUAAAGAUUUGUUAUAAAGAUUUGUUGUAUGAUUGAAUUCAGUAGUUAGUCAGAUAUAUACCUAAAGCUGUGAAUUUGAGACAUUAACUACAAACCAACAUAUAUAGCCAUCCAUCAUGUAAUUAAGAUAUUUAAAGUUGUCUAAAGCUGUAUGGAUAUACCACUGUAAGAUCUGGUUUUAAUUAUUGUAUAAAAUGCGUGAAGAAGACAUGGAAAUUGCCAUCAAGGUGGUUGUGGUGGGGAAUGGUGCUGUUGGGAAAUCAAGUAUGAUACAAAGAUACUGUAAAGGAAUAUUCACGAAGGAUUAUAAAAAGACAAUUGGUGUGGAUUUCUUAGAGAGGCAAAUUGAGGUUAAUAAUGAAGAUGUAAGGUUAAUGCUCUGGGAUACAGCAGGCCAAGAAGAAUUUGAUGCCAUCACAAAGGCCUAUUAUCGAGGAGCACAAGGUUGUGUUUUAGCUUUUUCUACAGUUGAUAGAGAUUCUUUUGAAGCAAUUGAAACCUGGAAAAAGAAGGUAGAAGAUGAAGUUGGCCAAAUAAACAUGGUGAUAGUUCAAAAUAAAAUUGAUCUUAUUGAUGAAGCUGUUGUUCAUAGUGAUGAAGCCGAAGCCUUAGCAAAGAAAUUACGCCUUAGAUUUUAUCGAACUUCAGUAAAAGAAAAUUUAAAUGUAGAUGAAGUAUUCCGAUAUUUGUCUGAAAAAUAUUUAGAAGAGUUGAGUAUGGUUGUAGAAGAUGAUACACAAACAUUAACUAUUGGUCAAGGUGUAAUUCAAAAUGAUGUGAAGAGUAAUUCAAAGGACAAAAGUUCAAAGAACAAAAAUGAAACAAUUAGUCUUAAACCACAUAAAAAACGUGGCAAGAAACUACUUAUGUCCUCUAAAUGUGAUUUAUUAUAGUGACAUAAUGUACAUAAUUCUUUAAGUAAACGGGUGAAAUUCUGUGAGUGAGAAGAUUUCAGUGAAGCAAAACGAUAUUGAGAUACAAGAUUUCAACACAUGUAUGGUUCGGAAUGAAAAUACCGGUGAGAAGGAACAGACAGACGCCCUAUUUUAAGAAUGGAAAAUGUAGACAGUUUGAUAUACCGGUACUUAACUGUUAUAUUUGUAUAUAUGUACUAUUCAUUAACUGGUUGACCUAAAUACUUACUAUAUAUAUAUUAACACACAUUAUAUACCUGUUGUUAUCUACAUGUGCAUGGACGAAAUCUCUGGAUUGUGAAGGAGAGAACCACAAGGGAGGUAACCAAGAUAAGUGUCUCAAUGAUGAAAGCGUUUCUUCACCUUCAUUGCAUCUUCACAGUGUCAUGAUUUUUUACCUUUGAUUAAAGUAUAUUAAUAUACAUAUACUAAAGGUUACAAACGUAUAGUAAAAUCUUAACACUGCAAAGAUGUUUUUGUGAAAGAGUUGAAAAAAAAGUAUAUUGAAAUAAUUGCUAUCUUUCUUAAAUUAUUUAAUUUUAUGUACAUGUAUUUUAAGAUUUAAAUAGUAAAUAAAAUCUGUAUUUUUUGGGUGAAUAUUCAUUAAUGUAUUUAUUUUAUUAAUAUUAAACCUAUAAGUCCAUAAAUUAAACCUAUUGUAAACAAAGAAAGUGGGAACAGCUACUCACCCCAAUAUUUCCAAUUUUAAACCUAUAGUACUUAUUAUUUACAAGUAUAAAAGGGGAUUAUCCCAUUUUUAUUUUAUUUUUUCACAGAAAAUCUGUUAUUUAUCAACAAAUAUACCUGUAUUUCUUUUUAAAUAUCCAUUUCUGGCGUAGUUAAAUUCAAUGACAAAAUGAAGUGUUUUUAAGAUGAAAUGCUUGCCAUUUAAUAGUUAGGUAUGUAUGCAUAUGAAAAAUUAAAUGUUUUUAGAAUGUAAUGCUUGCCAUUUAACAAUUUAUAAAAAAUUAAGAUUUUAAUUACUCAUAGUCAGCAAUAUUACAACUAUUUUUAUAUAUAUUUUGUAAUCCCUAAAUUAUCCUUAUAAUAACUUUUUUAUAAUAAAUCAAAGUAAAUCAUGUGAGAAAAAUUAUUAAUAUAUGUACUGAUAGAAAAAAAAAAGGUUUUAACCUUAAAACACAAUUAGUAUCAAGCAAUGAAAAAAUAGCCUUAGAAGAGGUUAUGACCAGAUAAAAACAAACUAGUUUAGAAUCUGCUAACUAGAAUUGACAGAAAUUAACAUCUAAGAUCAAUCAAGUUUGUUAAGUGAAAGUACAUGCCUAGAUAAGCUACACGUACACCUUUCUAUUCAAUCUAUACACCAAGACUGUAUCUCAAUUUCUUGACACAAGCUGAUUUUUGAAAGUAAUGAAUAUAUUUUUAUAAGACAAAUCAGAUGAUCAAAAUUUUUUUUUUUUUUUUUAAAUGUUACUGUAUGUAAAUCUACUACUAAAUAUAUUAAAAUAUACUGAAUAAGAUUUAUAUUUUAAAACUGUUUUGUAAGAAGGAUUUAUUUAUUUUUAUAUAAAAUUACUUGUCGAUGUGGAUUGAAUAGUUGUUCAUAAAUAUGUGAAGCAAGUAUAAUACAUGUGUAAAAUAUCAAAUAGAUUUAAGCUGUGGAUGAAAGUUAUAAUUGUUGUGUAGAAAAUUCAAAAGGCUAAGAUAAGGAGUUUCGUCGCCUGUAUGAAAGUCAUGUCUAUACUUAAAAUUUACGGUAAAUGGUGUCCAGUUGUAUUUAAUCUGAACAAAUGUUGUUUAGUGUUCAUCACUAUGUUGUGUUUCAUUAUAUUAUCUAUUUAUACAUAUUUCAUAGAAAUUUAGUUGUGUCCGUUUUGUGUGCAAUCUCAUUUUCACGAAGAAUAAUUUUUGUUAUUUUGUGACAAGUUUUAAAAUAUUCAUCACAAAAUCCAUCCAUUUGUUGUCAAAUCAAAAUGAAAGGAAUCAUUCUGACAAAAAUGUAAACUAGACAUUAAAAAGAUUAUUUAUUAUGUUAUUGAACUUGUUGAUAGUCUAGACCAGCUGAGAAAUGGUCAAAACAAAUGUCUGCUAAGUUUUCUUUUGGCUGAAACAUAAAAGUUUUUUGGAUUUUUUUUCAAUUUAAGUGAAUUUGGACCCUGAAUAGUUAUAGUAAGUGCUUUUAUUAUUGUAAAAAUUUAUGAUAUAAUAUUAGACAUAUUUGUAAUAUAUUAGACUUUUAAAACGUAAGAAAUUGUGUUAGUAAUAUUUAAUGCAUAAAAUUAUAUUAUUUAUUUUGAAUUAUGAUCUCAUUUUAUUAUAAUAUUUAAAUUACUAGGGUUAUCAGCUACAUGUAGUUUGAUCUCAUCUUCACAGAAGCUCAGUUUUAAAAGUUCAAAAAUUUGUAAUUAAAAGUAUGUUCAAUACAUGUAUAUAGCCUGGUUUGAGAAAUUGCCAUGUUUUAAUCUGACUAUUGAAUUGGUCAUCAUAAAUAAUGGUAUAUUUCAAAUCUCUGUUUAAUUCUUUCAAAGAGUUCCAUCAAUUUAAAUUGAAAUUAAAACAGUCACCACAAUCACCUAUCUUAGUAUCUAAAUUAGAAAUGAAAAUGUUUCUGCUUAAAUCUUUCAAAGAGUCCCAUGUUCUAUCAGAUCAAUAUAAUACCUGUAUCUAUCUGUAUUGGAAAGGUAAUGGGAGAUAACUGUUGUUAGAGCUAUAGCUGAAAUUUCCUUUAAAAUACAAUUAUAUUUUGUAAAUCCAACCACAUAAUACUAAAACAGCAGAUUACUGUUCCAUAUAUUGUUGCCAUUUUAUUUUUUUUUUAAUUUGUACAACUUUUUGUAGGUCCACAUUAUAAUAUUACCAUUUACAUUAUUUAUUAUAUUAUUUAUUAUGGUCGAUUAAUGUAUUUUGUUAUGGUUUUGGUCAUUUAACUUUAUCAAAGCUUUUUGAUAUAUUACAUUUUAUCUUUAAACUUUAAUAAAUAUUCUCAUUAACCAAAUAGAUCUGGCUCUAUUUAUAAAUUAAUCACUCGCAGUGAAUAAUGACUCAAAUGUUGUUAAAAUGAUAUAACCAUGAAAUGGUCCACAACAUCCUUUACUAUUAUUGCCGCACCCUCUCUUUAUCAGACAUUUUAACCAAUAUCCACCAAGACAGAAAUGGCUCCUGCAGGCACUAAAAGAUUCAUUGAUACUGAAUUUCAUUUUGACUACAUGUUUAUAUGCAUAUCAACAUUUGUAUGGUUUUAGACUGGUUUCGACUCCAUCGAAAUACUUUGUUACAUGUAUCUAACAAAAUAUUUUCGACCAGAUCUUGACGGUAAGACCGACAACUGAACAAAAUGUACAGUCCUUACCAUGGUAUGAUAAGUGAAAACUUAAAAUAGGAAUGAACACGAAGCGAAACGUAUUAAUAAAUGUGAGCACUGAAAACAGUCUAAUGAGUUUGUUAAAGGAGCUAAAUCGCUAAUAUUUGGGACCUAGAAAUUGACCCAAAUGGGUCGAAACGCAUAUAAUAAUGUAAUCUGAUUGUAUAUAAACUGAUUUACAUUCAA
Messenger RNA from Patella vulgata (common limpet), 4536 nucleotides. Its product is annotated as ras-related protein Rab-23. The record is from RefSeq and is a predicted model, not a curated record. Lineage: Eukaryota; Metazoa; Mollusca; Gastropoda; Patellidae. Gene Ontology annotation, molecular function: GTPase activity; GTP binding. The transcript is spliced from 8 exons. The coding region runs from base 312 to 1010 and encodes 232 amino acids.